This is a messenger RNA of Seriola dumerili (greater amberjack), 2619 nucleotides long. RefSeq names its product zinc finger CCCH-type containing 10 (gene zc3h10). Lineage: Eukaryota; Metazoa; Chordata; Actinopteri; Carangiformes; Carangidae. The coding region runs from base 491 to 2152 and encodes 553 amino acids. Gene Ontology annotation, molecular function: metal ion binding. The transcript has 4 exons. The record is from RefSeq and is a predicted model, not a curated record.
GGUCGUCUUCUUCGUUGGUAGUGAAAGAGAUCGAGAAAUUUGGUAAACAGCACCGAGGCCUAGAGGAAUUACCAAAAUAAUACAGGCCUGGUUUCUGUUGUUGGCAGAAAUACCUGUAUAGGUUUCAGUGAAUCAGAGUGAGUCGUUUCUAUAUGGGAGCCGCUCAGCUGGAACCUACUCCUGGCUUAUGCUUGAGACCCCAAGACGCUGGGAUUUCAGGCACUACAAACCCAAGAACCCAAGAUACAAAGCCGAGCUAGAUCCUGACCAAAUACAGACACAGUGUGUCCACAGGAGUCCUGACUACCAAAAGAGCGAAGAGUCUGUUGACACUGCAAGACAGACCUUUGAAGAGCAGACUUCACUACUCAAAGGCAAAAACAAUUCAUGAUUUCUUUACCUGUGUAAGUGACUGUUUGCCAGGUCACGUCAGCCCCCCCUCAUAUACAUGAGAUGAGUGCAAUUUUCUCCUUGAGCUGGGCCGAGCGCCAUGCCUGACCGGGACAGUUCCUACCUGUCAGGUGGUGGUGGCAGCAGUGGUAGUCUGGGUGAGGAAGGAGGACCUGGGUCUGGUUUGGUGGGGGGCUCAGCAGAGGGCAGAGGGGGUUCAGGAGGAAGUGUUGGAGGAAACAUCUCUGGCUCUGGGAGCAUGGGGGGAGGAGGGGCACUUGGAAACGGCAACAGUUGUGGGAACGGUGGAGGUGGGGGACAGGGUUCAGGACUGGCGUUGGACGGUGUCUGCAGGGACUUCAUACGCAAUGUCUGCAAGAGAGGGAAACGCUGCCGCUUUAGACACCCAGACUUUAAUGAGGUGCCGGAUUUAGGAGUGCAAAAGAAUGAGUUCAUCUUUUGUCAUGAUCAUCAGAAUAAGGAGUGUAUGCGCUCCAACUGCCGCUUUGUCCAUGGAUCUAAAGAGGACGAGGACCACUACAAGAAAACAGGCGAGUUACCCCUCAGAUUGAGAGGGAAGGUUGCAGCUCGACUUGGCCUGUCCCCCAUGGAUCUCCCCCAUAGCCGUGGGGAGGUCCCUAUCUGCAGAGACUUCCUGACGGGAGAGUGCCAGAGGGGCAACAAAUGUAAAUUUCGCCAUGUCAAAAAAGACUACGAAUAUGAGCCUUCCAGGGUUGGAGUGGGUGGUGUUAUAGGGCCAGGUGCCAGUGGAAUGGUGAAUCCUGGGGGAGGGAUGGGUGUUGGCGGAGGAGGUACCUGUGGAGGAAUACAGGGACUUGUGGGAAGUGGAGGUGGGAGUAAUAUAAUGGGGAUAGGCUGUCCCAGCUUGGGUGGUUGCAGAGAUCCAGGUAUCUCAGGAAUAGGGGGAGUAGGUGGAGGUGGAAUGAGUGGUUGCCUGUCGAUAAGUUCUUCAGGACAGCGACGUUAUGACAGGAGCGCGUGCUCAGUGUAUGAUCCUCUACUUGAGAAUGGGCUGUUUGAUGCUGGUUCCCUGGAAGCCUCGAUGGACCACACUGCUCUACAGUUGAAGAGGCGGCGGCUGGAGGGACUGCGUCUGGCAGAUGGGAGCGGAGGUGGACACUAUGAGCUAGGAAUUCAAGCCACCUUGCCGUCACGUCCUCUGGAGUACAGGUUCCUGGAGGAAGAAAACUCUCUGCUGAGGAAGAGAGUGGAAGAGUUGAAGAAGCAGGUUUCAAAUCUCAUUGCCACAAAUGAGGUUCUUCUGGAGCAGAACGCCCAGUUCCGAAGCCAGGCCAAGGUGAUGACGCUGUCUUCCACUCCUGCACCCACUGAGCAGAGUCUGGCGCCCCCUGUGGGUGCAGUAAGUUCCUACAAUCAUAGCAUCGCCCAGACUCACACCACCCUGAGCAGCGCUGGACUGCAGCCUCGGCCUGUUACACAGCAAGACCUGGUAGCUCCCACCGGUGCCCCUGCAGCGCCCCCAACUAAUGCGGCCCCACCUACUGCUCCUCCACCCCACCUAAACCCUGAGAUCACCCCCCUCUCUGCUGCCCUUGCACAGACCAUUGCCCAAGGAAUGGCACCUCCAGUUUCUAUGGCACCGGUGGCUGUAUCUGUGGCACCAGUGGCAGUGUCUAUGACGCAGCCUCUGCCUGGUAUUACCAUGAGUCAUGCCACCACCCCGAUGGUGUCGUACCCCAUUGCCAGUCAAAGCAUGAGGAUCACAACUCUGCCUCACUAACUGAUUCAUGGUCAAAACUGUAGUACCCACAAGUCAGACUGUAGCAUCCUCAGUGGGGAUUUUGAGCAUAGAUGGUCUCCUUUUUAUUUGUAUGAGACUCGACUGAUGACAUAACACAAGAGUUGAGGUAUAGACACUUGUGCUUCUCCACCAGAGGGCAGAAUAAAGACUUCUCUGUACAGCCUCUCUCACUCUGUGUUCUGUGGCAACAUUACAAAGACAUUUUUCCAUACAGGCUGAGUGACCUGUAAACUCUGGCAAAGGUCUGUGUACCAAAGGUAUCUCCUCAAACAUGGACACCAAAAAUGGCAACAAACUCAAAAUAUGUGAGUUCAUCCAUAGUGUUUGAACCACUUCUGCAAGACUGCUGUGCCAUCCUUGUUGGGAUAUGAAGACUUUGGAAACAGUUUGUGUUUAUAUUUUUGUGGUUUGCUCUGUGCAAAUUAACUUUGGUACUACACAUUUAA